This is a messenger RNA of Apis cerana (Asiatic honeybee), 1718 nucleotides long. Its product is annotated as aldo-keto reductase family 1 member B1. The record is from RefSeq and is a predicted model, not a curated record. NCBI's taxonomy places the organism in Eukaryota, Metazoa, Arthropoda, Insecta, Hymenoptera, Apidae. Gene Ontology annotation, molecular function: oxidoreductase activity.
UCAUUUUUGUAUAUCAGCAUUAUGAUUAACAUAUUCAAUUAACAUUCAAUUAAAAUUAUAUACGUAAUAUUUUUUUAAAUAAUAAUAACAAUAUUAUUAUAAUAUAAUUCAUAAUUAAUUUGUUAUAUUAAUUAUAAUAAUUAAUCAAUAUCCAAUCAAAAGUCAAUUCUAAAACUUAUAGAAAUGAUUUAUUAUAUAUGAAAUAAUAUAUUUGCAAGAAUUGAUUCUCAAAAUAGUAUUAAAAAAUUAUAACAAAAUAAUUUUAUAAUAGGGAUAUAAAAAAGUACUGAAAAUUAAUAACAUAAAUAAAAAAGAAAGAUUAAAUUUUGCAAAAAAUUAUAUCAUUAAAGACGUUAUCUUUUGAGAUACUAUUAUAUUAUCAAAUAAAUGAAAAUUUAUAUUUUUCAUUCAUAUAUACUGUAAUGUACUUAUUUGAAAGAAAAAAAUGAAUAUUAAAAAUUUAUAUUUUUACAUAAGAAUUUAAAUCGAAAAAUAAAAUUAUUUUAUUAUAAUAUAAAAAUAUGUGAAAACUGACGAAAAUUAUAUAAUUUUAAAUAAAAAAAAAUAACAGUAACUAUUGAAUACUUUGACGCAACAGGAUGGCGAUACCAACUAUUACAUUGAAUAACGGAUAUAAAGUUCCUGUAUUAGGACUUGGUACUUGGCAAUCUGCAGAUAAUCCAGGUGUCGUCGAACAAGCUGUACGAGAUGCUAUUGAUGCCGGAUACCGACAUUUUGAUUGUGCUUACAUUUAUAGAAAUGAAAAGGAAGUAGGCAAAGCUCUACGUGAUAAAAUUGCGGAAGGUGUAGUAAAGAGAGAAGAUCUAUUUAUCACAACAAAGUUAUGGAAUACAACGCAUAGAAAAGAACAAGUAAUACCAGCAUGCAAGACAUCGCUUAAAAAUUUUGGAUUCGAUUAUGUUGAUCUUUAUCUUAUCCAUUGGCCCAUGUCUUAUGAUGAAGUAAAGGAGGAAGAUGGUUUUUGGCCCAAAACUAAAGAUCUGUAUGAGAAUGUGGAUUAUUGUGACACAUGGCAAGGAAUGGAAGAAUGUGUAAAAUUAGGAUUAACGAAAAGCAUAGGCCUUAGUAAUUUUAAUUCCCAACAGAUCGAUCGUAUUUUAUCAAUUGCUCAAAUCAAACCUGUCAUGAAUCAAAUAGAAUGCCAUCCAAAUUUAAAUCAAAAAAAGCUUCGAGAUUUUUGCAAACAACGUGAUAUAGUUAUUACGGCUUACAGUCCACUUGGUUCCCCUAAACGUAAUUGGGCGAAACCUACUGAUCCACAAGUAGCAAUCGAAGCAUCAGAAAUUCUCGAGAUUAGCAAAAAAUAUGAAAAAACGCCAGCACAAGUUGUUUUGCGAUAUUUGAUCGAUAUUGGUACUAUUCCUAUUCCGAAAUCUAGUUCAAAAGAGCGUAUUAAACAAAAUAUCGACAUUUUUGACUUCAAACUAUUGCCACAAGAAAUUGCAACCAUUGAUAAACUUGACUGCGGACUUCGUAUUUGUCCUGCUAAAGAAUGUGCAGAUCACAAGGAUUAUCCCUUUAAUAUAGAAUUUUAAAAAAUUUAUCAAAAACAAUUUUCUCUUUUUGCAUUUUUCGAAAAUAUUAUUCAUACAAAUAUUAUUCAUGCGUACUAUUACUAAUAUAUUAUAAUGUUAUUCACAUUCAUUUGUAAUUGUCUUUAAUUUUAAUAAAAUAUUCUAAACAUACUGAUUAAAAAA